Messenger RNA from Oncorhynchus keta (chum salmon), 7915 nucleotides. Its product is annotated as nephrocystin-4. Lineage: Eukaryota; Metazoa; Chordata; Actinopteri; Salmoniformes; Salmonidae. The transcript has 29 exons. Gene Ontology annotation, cellular component: ciliary base; ciliary basal body; non-motile cilium. Gene Ontology annotation, biological process: negative regulation of canonical Wnt signaling pathway; protein localization to ciliary transition zone. Bases 313 to 4698 code for a protein of 1461 amino acids. The record is from RefSeq and is a predicted model, not a curated record.
UAUUUUGCUGCCCCUGUUGCCAACAUGCCUGGAUAGCUAGGAUUUCAAAUAAGCGAGGGUAAACAGUGAUUUUUAUACAACUGCGCGACAUUUUACUUGCUAGUUUGGGUAACAAUCUUAUUUUCUGAGGUUUGAGAAUAGUGCAAAGUUCGCUUUGGUAUCUUAAUGAACAAGUCCUAAUAUUAGCUAACGCUACUUACUGAUAGCAAACACACCAAACAAAACCCACUAACUAGCAAGCUAGGUGUUGUUGUUUUAGCUAAAUAUAGCUAGCGAAAUUUGACUUUGCUGCAGACUCGAAAUAUCCUCUCAAUGACCGACGACUGGAAAGGACUGUUUGAGAGAGGACGGGUGAUUCCUCCACACAGCCAGACUGUUCGACUGGCCCAGGACUCAUCCCACACCCAUUCUCAAGGCUUCCAAAUCAUUCUGAAGCAUCUUGAUGGACUUCACAUUCAACAGGAGAAGAAGGAAGGGGAGUCAGAAGGGAAUCGAAAGAGGGAACCAGUCAAGUACCAGCUGAGUGUUUCCCUGCUUGAUACCAGCCACCAGCACUUCUUCGGGAGAACGUUGAAGAGCUCACCCCAACAGAUGAGUGGUGUCCACAGGGCAAUUUUUAAUGAGGUGGUGUACCUCCACACCUCUCUGCGUCUGCCAAGCGUGGUGGCCGUGGUGGAGCUGGCGGCGUUACAGUCCAGGGCAGACGGCUCCCAGCAUGCACUGGGGUGUGGCUUCGCCAUCCUGCACCUCUUCUCCAGCAUGACAGAACCUCAGGCCACCGAGGGGGACAGAAGGCUAAGUAUGUACCACGGAACACCAAGGAACCUACUCCAUCCACUAGUGAGGGACCCUAUAGAGCAGAACAAGCUGUUGAGGCCCAUCGAUGGUGCUCAUUUGGUGUGCAGCUUGAAGCCUCACCCUGCUCUAGCCCCUGCCAUGCACCUCUUCCCCCAGAACAUGCUGGUGUCUGGAGAUGAGAACAUCCCUGGGGUUACGCCCUCCCCUACAGGAGAUUCCCUGUUGAAGCCCCACAUGGUGAAGAGCCUCACCUGCUUCCUGGACAGGCUGUCCAUCUCUCUGCAUCCCUCCCUGGAGAAGUUUGAGAGCCAGCUGCUGCAGCAUGUCAGCACGGACUGCCACAACACGAAACACUCUGGUCCGGAGAGCUCACCGGUGGUGGUCAUCCAGGAGCGGAGGCUCCACGUGGGGGUCCACAACGGCUGGGGCUUCUUGGAGCGCCCCCAGGCGGUGGUGCUGGAGACAACCGAGGCCACCGAUUGGAGCAGGGGACGUACCAAAGGGGGCACGUCCCGACAGGGCACACUGACCAGAGACUGCAGCUCCAGUCCUAGUCAGAACCUGGCUCUACGUAGCAGUCUGGAGCUCAAGCUGCCCAGUCACCAGGCUGUGGGGAUCGCCCUCCAGCUUGAGUAUGUCUUCUCCUCGUCGCUCAUUGGUGACGGAAAGCUCUCCUCGACCUCCACAAUCUCCCGGACAGCCUUCAUGCAGUGCCUGCGCUGGGGGGUGUGGUGCCCCUUCCAGGAGUGGGGUACCCUGAGGGCCGAAGAAGUGAAGCUUAGUCUGCAGGGCGGCUCUACGCCCAACCCCUAUGGAAUCAUGGCCUAUACCUCUUCCUCUAACAGCCAAAGUCCUGCCCAGGUGGUCGAUGAGAGGGACAUGGUCAGGUUCCGUCUGUCUUCCAGCUCAGUGCAGAAGGCCUCGUCCAGCACACCCGUGUCUCCGAGGAGGAGCAGGGCAGGACAGCAGAGGAAACCUCCCUCACCCUCACCAGGUCAAAGUCUGCGUGCCUCUCAAGCAUCUCCUCCGGGAUCGCCACAAGGCCCAGGGCUCUCUAUGUCUCAGCUGGCAGCUACUUCACGCUACCCGACCAUGAGCCACUCCACUGCCGUGUCGCCAUGGCAACAGCCGUUUUCCUCUCUGCUCUAUCCUUCCCCAUUGGCAUCGGCCCACCAGCUGUCACAUGUCGAGCUCCCAGCUGCCAGCAACAUUACCCACCUUGAGGUGGACCUAAACGUGUCCCCUAGGGACCGCCUCCCUGCAUACCAAUCUGCCGCGCUGGCCAACGAAGGCCACCUGGAGCUCCAAGAGCUGCCGUUCACCCCCAUCCAUGCCCCCAUCAUCACCAUGGGAACACAUGCUGCGCCCAGCUCUUCCUUUGUGAGUUCCAGGAGCUCCCUGGCCCACCUCUACUCAGCCGGCUUCCCCAACAUCACAGACCCCAGUGGGCUGGUGGCUGAAGUGCAGGACCCGACAGAACCAGUCAACUUUGACCCCCAGAGAGAGGAGGCGGAUCCCCUGCAGGGCAAUGUGCUCCUGCUGCAGUUUCUGGCAUUUUCCAGGAUACCACAGCAAGGGGGGAGCAGCAACUGGCCAGACUCUGUUCAUUUCACCUUCCAGCUCUACCGCUUCCCACCAGUGACCACACAGCGCCUGAAACUACUGGGCAUCGACAAGCUGCCGAAGAAAUCCAGCGAGACGCCACCCUGUGUCCUGGCCGUCAUUAACAAGGAUGGAACAGUCAACUCUGGCUCCCCGGGGCUCCAGCUGCAGUUCCGUGUGGACGGGGCAUUCUUGCAGCCGGGUGAGAGACGCUGGUUCCUGCGCUACCUUGCCCUGCACACUCUGCAGGUGGAUGUGUGGGACAGCCAAUCCCUCCUGCUUAUCGGCUCCACAGCCCUGGGGCUCAAGCAUAUGUUGCGGCAGGGCCGUCCAGCUGUACAGGCCACUCAUGAGCUGGAGGUCAUCACCACAGAGUACAUGGGUGAAGGUGUGCCGGUGAGCCUGCACCGGGCCCCCAACCCGAUCAGUGUCUUCACCACCAUCAAAGGUCGGCUCCAUCUGCGCCUGGGCAACGUGGGAUGUCCUGUAGACCAGAACAAACCCAACAAGCCCCAGUGUCUUCCUCCGUCACGCUCCCACAUCAUCUCGCCGCCGGAUGCCACAAGUGGCUUCACCGGGGGCAGCUUGUCCUCCAAGAGCAUCCAACGACUCAGCGUGCGUAACGCAGCGCGGGCCCAGAGGCUGGUGGAGCUGGACGGGGACCUGGUGCCGUUGCUCCAGAGCCAUAUGAAGGAGGGUGGUGGGACACCCUGCACUAACACCCCCUGGUGGGGCGAGACCGACGACGUACGCCAGCGCAAACUCAAUCGCAUGGUGGCCGUGCGGCAGCACGAGGGGGGACAAGAUGGCACCGGCAGCGAGGUCAAGACGAAGGUCACGGGCCGCCGAGCAGAGCGUGCCCAGUUGGCGCGGGACCUGCGCCUGAUGCAUGCCUACAGGGAACGCAGUAAGGCAGAAGGGAUCACCCACAUCCUGAGCCAGGCCAUCACCAUACACCACACCAUCUACGCCACGCUGGGCACCGCCGAGUACCUGGAGUACGUCCUCCGCAACCCCUUCAACACCCCACAGACUGUCACCAUCUAUAGCGAAGACCCCGAGCUCAGUGUCAUAACGGACUGUGACGAGUGGAGGUAUUUCAAGACACUGACCAAAACCUUAACCCCCCUGGAGGAGGGCAUGUUCCACCUCAAAGAGGGCACGCUUGCCCCCCAGGUGUACCUGCGGCCCAAGGAGAGUGUGCACGUCCCCCUCAAAUACCAGACCUUCGUCUCAGACAACUCUGUGGUUCCCCAGGGGCCGAGUCUCAUACCCAGUGGCAGAAGUACUCAGGUGGCCAAGAAACAUCUGUCCAAUACUGUGCUGGCCAAGUCAAUCAAGGUGACAUUCAGGGCAGAGGAUGAUAAGCCGCUGGCCAUCUGCCAGGUGAGCGUGGAGCCCACGCCUCACGUCAUUGACCAGACAUUCCGCUUCUACCAGCCAGAGUUGUCCUUUCUGAAGAAGGCCCUGCGCCUUUCCUCCUGGGAGAGAACGCCAGUUGGAGACACAGAUGCUGGGUCUCAGAUCUCAGUGCGCUGCAGUGACCCCAACGUCAUCUGUGAAACAAAGAUGUUGGCACAAGGGGAGCCUCAAGAUGUGUAUUUAAAAGUGCCGGGCAGUCCGAGCCCGCAAAUCCGAAAGUUCUUUGUCACAGUGUUCACUGAUAAGUGGCUGGCGGUGCCCGCCCAAGUCUGGCAAGUAUAUGUGCACUUCCUGCAACGGGUGGAUAUCAGCUGUGUGACUGGCCAGCGGACCUGUCAAUCACUGCUGAUACGGGGCACCCAAGCCACCCGGAAGGUCCGGUGUUACACCUCGCACCCACAGGAGCUCAAGGUGGACCCAGCGGAGGUGUUUGUCCUCCUCCCGGGUGUGGUACAGGACCUGCAGCUGUGUGUGUGUCCGUUGCGGGCGGGCAGCCGCUUCUGCUACCUCACCGUGGUGGACGUGGAGCAACACACGCUGGUGUCCUGCUGGCUCCUCAGCCUCACCUGUCGCCUGCCCAUCCUCUCCAAGGCUUUUGAAAUGUGUGCACCUGUGGGAGGGGGUCGGGGGAGCACACGGAAGAUCACUUACACCAACCCCUACCCCACCAGCCGUGUCCUCCUGCUACGGUCAGACCACCCUGACCUUCUCCAGUUUAAAGAGGACAGUUUUGAGAUUGGGGGAGGGGAGACCUACCGCAUCGGGCUGCGGUUCGCUCCCAGCCAAAGUCCUGGUGCUCAGGAGAUCCUCAUCUACAUCAACAACCAGGAGGAGACCACGGAGGAGACCUUCUGUGUGAAAGUGAAAUACACCUGAACACACGGCAACUCAACGCAGUACUGUACACAUCAACUACUACCGUACAGAACAAUGAUGUUUGCUAAGAAAGACAGCUUAACAAUGUUCUCAUCAACUACUGUAUAGAACUCAACACUUUUCUACUUAUGAAAGACGGCUCAAUUCAGUACUCAUCAACUUCUGUAUAUAUAUAUAUUGUUACACGAUGGCUUGAUGCAUAUGAAUGACUGUAGAAUAUUUAGUAUAGAUGAGUUACUUUAUAACUGAAAGGUCCGGGACAUAUGACUGUAGGCUAAUUUAAAUAUUAUUACAUAUAAACAACUGUAUAAUUCAAACAUGCAGUCUAGAUUAAGUACUCUAUAACUGAAAGGCUUACUACACUUGACUAUAUUUUUGAUAGACAAUCUUUUCCUUGUAUAUGUUAAAGUUGAAGUGAUGCUUCAGUGCGACUGUGUUGAUUGAGUUAAGUAAGAUAUUUAUGUCUAGGAAUACAUGUAUGAGGAAAAACAACUUUAUAAUGCACAGUGUGAUGUGAUGGAAAGCCAUGCUGUUGUUCCACCUAAAUUCCACCUAAAUAGGUAAUGUUUCAAGAAUCAAACGCAAAUACAGUAUAGGAUGCCAAAAGAAAAGCUCCUAAAGAGAGAGCCUGUUAUCUCUUGCAGCAGCCAGAGGUAAACACACACCCAACAGUUCACAAAUCAUAUUCAGGGUCAGAUAUGUCUUUAUUUGGGUGGUGAUGUACUGUACGUAAUCUUUUCUAAUAUCAUAAGACCCCCAGACAUGUACUUUUUCUUUCUAUAAUGUUUGUCAUUUAGCAGACACUCUUAUCCAGAGCGACAUACAGUAGUGAGUGGAAACAUUUUCAUUUGUACUGGUCCCCAUGGGAAUCGAACCCACAACCCUGGCGUUGCAAGUGCCAUGCUCUACAGUUGUUAUUUACGACCCCACCCCCCUUUUGUCCCCGACAAGGCUUGCGUUUCUCCAGAUAGCUCUUAUUAGCAAGGGCAGCACCCCUCUUCUUCCUCUCUCUCUUUCGCUGUCUCUCUCCUUUUUCACAUGCCUCCCUUUCCCUAUCAGAGCCCAGGUCCUGCACAUUCUGUCAACAACCCCCGUCUUAUAUAAGCAUACCGCCUCGUUACACAACCUCGCUCUCUCUUCCUCAUUAGAAUGCAGGCUGCCAAAAGCCAGUACUGCUUGUACUCAGAAGAGGAGGAGAAAGGAGAAAAAAGCGAUUAAAUUGAAGAUACAAAAUGGGAAGUUAACAUUGCUUCAAAUAUUUACGGGGCUGGAGGGCUGUCCAUUUCUUAUUCUCCUUUUAUAAAAAUAUUUAAAAAAUGUAAUAGCUAUUCUAAGACUUCUCACAUAGACAGUGUAAUUAAUAUAAUAUCCAGCCUCCUUCCUUAGGCUUAGGACCAUCUACCACCACUAUCCUUUAGUUCAUUUUCACAUUUUCCACCCUCUAAGGCUUUAACUGGCACCCUAUUCCCUAUAUAGUGUAAUCUUAAUAUACUACUUGGUACAUGAUAUUGGGAAUGGAGUGCUAAUUCGGAAAGAUACAUUUUUUUAAUGAAAUCAUGAAUAUCAAUAUCACUUUGUUUCUCCCCCAUGAGGGCACUGCUAUACUGAACCUCAUUAGCUUCUGGUCCAGUAGUUGUCUGUUCCUCUUGUCAGAACACUGACACCUGCAUUCAGCAAGGUCAGCGCAUCUGUGCUUUCCAAGCAAUUCUCAAGUAUACUGUUGAGCUGUAGCUAGCAAAGUGGUCUCUCUCCCCAUCCCUCUCCUCCCCUAUCCCCCUCCUCUCUCCUCUGAAUGACAUUUGAGCUUUGACCUCAAAUUGGAUGAGGAACUCUUCAAUAUCUAGUGCUUCUAUGGAGAUUGGAUGCAUGUUUGAAUGCUUUCUGUGUACUUCAGAUUGAGAUACAUUUUUGUGCCCAUGAUUUUUGUAUUUUAUUUUGGUUAAUGUAUUUAUACUUUUGAUAAUCUACUUGAUAAUCCUGCGUGUGCUAUGUAAUACACUUUAUAUUGUUUCAAACUCUGCUCUGUUGAUGUCCAUGCAUGGUAUGCCACUAGUUUGUGCUCAGUCAGAUCCUAAAUAUAGUCAGCCAAUAUGCACCACUUUAAUUCACUUCCAGUGCUGUAAGGAUGGCACCAUAGAAAGAGGCGGGACAUCUAUGAAAACUGAUUUAUAAUUCUAUAUGCAAUAUGUUUUUGUUAUGUAACUGUGUAUCUCAGUGUACUGCUGAGAAAUGAUCAUACUUUACUUACUGUGCUGCUGCAGUGAAAGUGUACCACAGACACACACACACACCUUUAACCUCUCAUUCAAAUAAACGCAUACAAGAACUCACACAUACAUGUAAUAUUGCCAGACAUGCACACAAACAUAUACAGUUGGCAUUGCUGUUAUGAAUUUGAUGUCCUUACGGUUUUUUUUGUGUGUGUGUUGUUUUUGCAUUGUUGUUUUCUGUUUUCUUCUGUCUUCCUUUUUUCUCUGUAGAUCAUUCUCUUGGUUGUUGGUGCAUUGGCGGGUUCCUGGGGGUGGGGAAUGGAAUUAUUUUUAUUCUUGAGGGGGACUGUGGGAUGGGUCUAGAAUGGUUGAGGGACAGCUAUUGGGGAACUGUGGGGGGGAUCUCGGGGGGUUAGGGUUAAAGUUUUUUGUCCUGGUGGGAGAUCUUUCAACGUGCCCUUGAGCAGGUCAUUGACCCUGGAUGCUUCUGUGUGUCGCUCUGAAUGGGGAUCUGUUGGAUGACUGGUAUGGUGUAGAUGUUGAGCAGCAAGUAUAUUGUAUGUUUCGGAUAUUCAAUAAAAAAAUAUGUUUUUUAAACCUGUCAGGUCUUACCUCCCCGUUUCAAAACUGCAGUGAAAGUGUACCACUGACACACACACACACCUUUAACCCUUUAGUGAUAGUCCUGGAGCUAAAGUUUGUCUCUCUACAUAAGCCACUGUCUGGGCUUACAACAAAAAUGCCUCAAGUAAUGAAUGUUAUUUGUUAUACCUUUUUGAAGAAGUUUAGACAUUGUUGCUCUCUGUAAGCAGUGUCUCACCGAACAACAAACUGUCACUGUGUGCCUUUCACAAGAACAAACAUGGCAUUUUCGUAUGGAACAACUCGUACAAUAGAACAUACUUUUCAGCACAAUACAUGUAUCUUGAUUUUCAUUUCAUGGACUGUUUCAUGGCCAUUUUCUCACUUUGUCAAAUAAAUCAUGCGGAUAUUGUCCAUCGCCAUCA